AUGACUAACGUGUUUCCCAGCGACGCCCGCCCCGCCGACCCCCCCGUUCCCGGCAAAGAAUACUACCCCCAUCAGCCCAAGUCCCUUGCCGGCAUCGCUCUCCGUGCUUUCUGCCUCGGCGCAGCUCACCUGACCGGCCUCCUCCUGACCUUUGCUCUCCUGUCCUCGACCUCCUCCCCGCUCUGGCGUCUCUCCUUCUUCCUUGCCGCCCUCUCCCUCUUCCAUUUCCUCGAGUUCUGGACGACGGCAGCCUACAACACACCCCAGGCCACUGUCCAUGCCUUCCUCCUCACUGCCAACUGGCCCGCCUACGCCAUAGCCCACGCUACCGCCUUCGCCGAGUGCCUCCUCACGAACGUCGUCUUCCCGGGCGCCGUCUGGGCCCCCUUCGGCCUACGGUCUAUUCUACUCGCUGCCGGACUAGCGUUGGUGGUUGUGGGCCAGGCGGUCCGCUCGUUAGCCAUGGUCACAGCGGGGCAGAGCUUCAACCACACGAUCCAGCACUACCGCGCCGAGUCGCACACCCUAGUGACGAGCGGCGUCUACGGCUGGUUCCGGCACCCGUCCUACUUUGGCUUCUUCUGGUGGGCCAUCGGCACCCAGCUGGUCAUGGGGAACCUGUUCUCCCUCGUCGCCUACGCAGGUGUGCUGUGGUACUUCUUCUCCAAGAGGAUACGUCACGAGGAAGACCUGCUGGUGAGGUUCUUUGGCCAGGACUACGUCGACUACCGCAAGCGUGUCGGUAUCAUGAUUCCCUUCUGCGGUUAG
Messenger RNA from Colletotrichum graminicola M1.001, 768 nucleotides. RefSeq names its product isoprenylcysteine carboxyl methyltransferase. The record is from RefSeq and is a predicted model, not a curated record. Gene Ontology annotation, cellular component: membrane; endoplasmic reticulum. The transcript has a single exon. The coding region runs from base 1 to 768 and encodes 255 amino acids. Gene Ontology annotation, biological process: C-terminal protein methylation. Lineage: Eukaryota; Fungi; Ascomycota; Sordariomycetes; Glomerellales; Glomerellaceae. Gene Ontology annotation, molecular function: protein C-terminal S-isoprenylcysteine carboxyl O-methyltransferase activity.